AUUCCAUUCGGCUCCGAUACCCCCCCAAUAUCAACGCAGUGGAAUGAAUCGAAAUUUUUUACGGAAAACUAGCUGGAAGAUGAAUGAAGGAUUUUUUGUUACUCAGCCAUAGAUAACCAACUCAAUAUAUUUGAUGGGGUUCGGACAUUUUUCAGUCAAAGCCGCCAGUUGUGCCGGUUCAUUUCACAGGUUUGCUGUCCUAAUCUGAAGAAGGGCCUGCUAUUAUAAAGAUCAAUUCUAAAGUUGAGGACCAGGAUGGAUGAAGCUAACCUGAAUGAUUAUAUGAUACAGCUGGAGCAGGUGAACGCUGCCUUGGCAGCCGCACCAGACAAUGAGGAGCUGCGAGAACUCGCCUCCAGUCUGACUGAGCUGAUUGGUCUGACACAGCUGCAGCACAGCAGCUCUCACCAGACAAGCUCUGUGGAACCGACCUCUGAACAGGGUCUGACUGCCAAUGCCAGGGGAGGGCAGGCGACCUCUUUACAAAACAGUGGACCUGCUCCAACAGAGCCAUCAAGAAGCCUUGAUGAUGAAAUGGCACUAUUCAAGAUGGAGAUUGAGGCGGUGGAGCGGGGGCAGCAGACCGAGCACUCUCCGACCGAGAGCUCGGCAGCCGGAGACGAUGGGCCGUCGCCACCGCCGCCUGGUGGCAGCGCCGAGAACCUCAGUCUGAGGCAGCAGCAGCAGCGGCAUACUGCUGAGCUAAAGUCGAGUCUGGAGCCCAUGGUCGGGACGAGGUGUUCGGCUCCGUUCACACAGUCGUGGGGCCAGCUGGAGUACCACGCCGCCGUCAUCGAGGCUGUGGAUGACGCCAGUCUGGAGAGCGCCACCACUCCGCAGGAUGUAAUGCUGCGCGUUCUGUUCAGCCACCCGACCCAGAGGGUGAUGCAGCCGUGCCGGUACUACCUGCGCCAUACGUGUAGCUACGGAGACGAGUGCCGCUUCUCUCACGGUCACCUCGUGUCCGUGGCGGACAUCAGGGAAUACAGCGACUCGGCGUCAGAGCUCACCGCCGGCAGUGCGGUGCUGGUGCCGCGUGACUCCGACUCGGGCCUGUGGCAGCGCGCUGUGGUGCAGCUGGUGCACACAGACACGGAGGAGGCCACCGUGCGGCCCACCGGGCACCGGCACACACAACGCGUGCCGCUGUCACAGCUGGUACCGCUGGCGGCGGCGGACGGAGCCGUGACGGGAGAUGGCUCUGGCGCCUCCAGCUCCGACAGUGAGACAGAAAACGAGCCCGGACGGGAACCGGAACCAGAUCCGGAGCCGGACCCUGAGCAGGUCGAGUUCUGCCCUCGACUGACCUGGAACGGCACACUGGGCUCCACCAGCCAGCUCGGCGCCUGGGAAAAGCACACAAAGGGUAUCGGCUCCCGGCUGCUGCAGCAGAUGGGUUACGUUGUCGGUACGGGCCUGGGGCCGCAGGCGGACGGUCGGGUGGAGCCAGUCGAGGCGCGGGUCUACCCUGCCGGCAGGUCGCUGGACCACUGCAUGGCGCUGCGUGAGGGCUCAGCGGCCGCCGGUCAGUCAUGUCUCCUCACAGUCGAGAAGAGACUGGAGCGCGAUCAGCGACGACAGCAGAAGAUCGGCGAGAGAGCCUACGAGCGCAGCAAAACGCAGAACGCCAUGUUUGACGUCAUUAACCGGGUGAUGGGCGCAGAGGAAGAUGGUGAGGACGACCGGCCGCCGCGGCCCGCCCCGGUGAAGUCCGCCUCCCGGGCCGAGCUGAACCUGCGUGACCUGAAGGUCGGGGAGCAGAUCCGAGCUGCCGAGCGCCAGGUGGCCCGGUUAGAGGCCGGGUGUCGGAGGAACAGCGCCGGAGCCACGGGGGCCGACCUGCGGUCCCGGCUGGCCGACCAGAAGGCGCACCUGGGUAGGUUACGGGCCCAGGAGGCCAGUAUUCAUGCGGAGAAGAGGGAGCGGACGACCAGUAAACGGUUAGAUGUGUUCUGAUGGAGGUGGGGUUAGACACGGCUGGGUCCGGCUGGGUGGGGAUACGGGUGAGGGAUGGUUGUUGUUGGAGGCAUCGAACAUCCUUUCUGGGCUGCACAUUCGCCCUCCAUUGUGAUAUGAUGUGGUUUGAACUAGAUUGUAUGCGUAACAUAACGAAUCAUUCUGUUAAGUUACAUUUAUGUAACUGACACAGUGAGAACAGGGCUGAAAUUGUCCUGUUCUUUUUAGUUUUCACCACGUCGUGUAGAUCACCACGUGUAGACCGUUGAUGUUGUUACCAUGCGCUGAUACGCAAAUACCCGUGGGAUUUUGCAAGCUCCAUGGUCUUACGAGUGCUGCCUGUAUUCUUCCUAAUGAAAACGAGGAAGGACGGAAGAACUGGAUUCUUCUUUCAUCAUUGGUGUUUAUAUUGCUUUUAUAUUCGACCUCCUAUUGAACGUUCGCCAUUGUAUAAAACGACCAUUAUCUACUCCGCCUGUUGUUUUGCUUUUGCUCGUCUGGGUGUGUGAGGGAAGAAUAUCUUCGUGUAAAAACUAUGCAUGCAGUAGGAUUGUUCAAGUCAGACGUACCACUGUCAAUCGCCGCUCAGUUGUGUAUUUAUUGUCAUGUGAGAAAAAUAUGCGACGAAAACAAGGAA
Amphibalanus amphitrite is the source of this 2593-nucleotide messenger RNA. RefSeq names its product zinc finger CCCH-type with G patch domain-containing protein-like. The transcript is spliced from 10 exons. The record is from RefSeq and is a predicted model, not a curated record. Gene Ontology annotation, molecular function: RNA polymerase II cis-regulatory region sequence-specific DNA binding; DNA-binding transcription factor activity, RNA polymerase II-specific; metal ion binding. Gene Ontology annotation, biological process: negative regulation of DNA-templated transcription; regulation of transcription by RNA polymerase II. Lineage: Eukaryota; Metazoa; Arthropoda; Thecostraca; Balanomorpha; Balanidae. The coding region runs from base 256 to 1956 and encodes 566 amino acids. Gene Ontology annotation, cellular component: nucleus.